This is a messenger RNA of Lactuca sativa (garden lettuce), 2792 nucleotides long. RefSeq names its product protein CHROMATIN REMODELING 24. Gene Ontology annotation, molecular function: ATP binding; DNA translocase activity. Lineage: Eukaryota; Viridiplantae; Streptophyta; Magnoliopsida; Asterales; Asteraceae. The record is from RefSeq and is a predicted model, not a curated record.
AUGGGAAAACAUCAGAAAGUUGAAGUAAAUGAACGCCUGAGGUUCAGCAAACUUGUGGUGAAAGAUGGUGAAGAAGAAGACGACAAAUAUCAUGAGGUUGAUUCUGAUAUCUCAGUUGCAGGUUCUGAAUUUGAUUCCCCCAGUCCUGUAAAGAAUGAUGAGAACAAACACGAUGAUGGUGAUAAAAUUAGCAAUAUAAUGUCAAGGCUUAAGAUUCUAUCAAUCGAAAAGGGAAGACACCCCAUCAAACAGCUUCCAAAUUCCUCUGAUUCGGUUAUAAAUGAAAAGUUCAAUCAACAGAAGCCGGGUGGAAUCUUUAGUAGUAAUCCAAAAGUUGUUAAUGAAAAUACUUUUCCAGAGUUUCAAAUAUCGAACAAUGACAUAAAUAAUUCCACUUCAGGAGACGAAUUACCAUUUUCUUUUAGUGAUCCCAAGUUCGAUUUUUUGUUACCUAGUAAGAUUGCAAACAUGUUAUACCCUCAUCAGCGUGAAGGUUUGAAGUGGCUUUGGUCUCUUCAUUGUAAAGGGAAAGGUGGUAUUUUGGGGGAUGACAUGGGCCUUGGGAAGACCAUGCAGAUAUGUAGCUUUUUGUCGGGGCUAUUCCACUCAAACUUGAUAAAGAGGGUAUUGAUAAUUGCUCCCAAGACAUUACAACCCCAUUGGAUGAAAGAACUAGGUGUGGUUGGUCUUUCAGAGAAGACAGGAGUAUUCUUUGGGACUUGUGCAGAAGCUCAACAAUAUCAGCUCCAACAUAUACUCCGGGGUAACGCUAUUCUUCUCACAACUUAUGAUAUUGUUCGUAAUAAUAUCAAGUCUUUAUCUGGAGAACAUGAAAAGAUGGAGGAGGAUGCUAUUACCUGGGAUUACAUGAUUCUUGAUGAGGGACAUCUCAUAAAGAAUCCUAGUACACAAAGGACUCAAAGUUUGCUUAAGAUACCUUGUGGUCAUCGUAUAAUAAUGAGUGGCACCCUGCUGCAAAAUAAUCUAAAGGAACUGUGGGCUUUGUUUAACUUCUGUUGUCCAGGGCUUUUGGGUGACAAGAUAUGUUUUAAGCAUAAAUAUGAGUUGGAAAUCCGUCGGGGAAAUUACAAAAAAGCAUCUGAUGAAAAUAAGCGCAGGGGUUCAGUUGCUGCAAAGGAUUUAAGAAAUUGCAUUCAGCCCUAUUUUCUCCGACGUUUAAAAAGCGAGGUGUUUCGUGAUGAUGAUGCUACAAACACUGCUAAACUUUCUAAAAAGAAUGAGAUAACUGUGUGGUUAAGAUUGUCGGGUUUCCAGCGCCAAUUAUAUGAAGCCUUUUUGAAUCGUGAGAUCGGUUCACCUUUGGCUGCUGUCUCGAUAUUGAAAAAGAUAUGUGAUCAUCCACUUCUCUUAACAAAGAGAGAGGUUAAAGAUGUACUAAAAGGAUUGAAAUCAGUGCUAAAUCCAGAAGAUCAUGCGGAUGCUGCAGAGAGAUAUGACACUGGGGAAAAUCAUGACAUCCUCUCAUGCAAGAUCUCAUUUAUUAUGUCUUUGCUGGGUAAUCUUAUUCCGGAAGGCCAUAAAGUUCUUAUCUUUUCCCAGACUCGCAUAGUGCUUGAUCUUAUUCAGGAUGCUCUUAAUGCCAAAGGUUAUAAGUUCUUACGGAUGGAUGGUACUACCAAAGAUAGUGAAAGAUUAAAGAUUGUCCACGAUUUUCAAGAGGGUGUUGGAGCUCCGAUAUUUCUUUUGACUACACGAGUUGGUGGUUUGGGUCUUACCCUAACAAAGGCGGAUCGGGUCAUUGUGGUUGAUCCAGAUUGGAAUCCAAGUACUGAUAAUCAAAGUGUUGAUCGUGCAUAUCGUAUUGGACAGAAGAAGGAUGUUAUUGUAUACCAUUUGAUGACUUGUGGUACCAUUGAAGAAAAGAUAUACAUAAAACAGAUAUACAAAGGGGGUCUAUUCAAAAGUGCUACCGAAGACAAAGAGCAAAUUCGCUAUUUCGAUUAUUGGGAUCUUAAGGAGCUUUUCAGUCUCCCUGAGCAGGGUUUUGAUGUUUCUCUAACUCAGCAACAGUUACAUAAAGAGCAUGAUUCUGAACACGAAAUGGAUUCAUCUCUCUCAGUUCACAUAAAGUUUUUGGAAUCUCUUGGUAUUGCUGGUAUUAGUCACCACAGUUUGCUCUUCUCCAAGACCACUCCAGUGCCAAUCAUGCAAGACUAUGAACUUAGAAGGAUCAGGCAAUCAAUGUAUCCAGGCAACACAUUUUCACACUCCACACGUGAACGAAACAUGGAUACUCGCUCUCGAUUUUCUUUCAAUCCAAAGGAUUAUCCCGUUAAAAGGAAGAAUCUCUCCGGGUGUAUUUCCAACAACCUGCCAGAAUCAGAAAUCAAACACCGAAUUAACCUAUCGAAUAUUUUUGCAAACAAGAAUGACAAUCCAGGUCCUUCUGAAACGUGGAACCAAUCUUGGGCACAUAUAACAGCUUCUCUUAAAUUAUUGCAAAAUGGAUCAAGAACACGACCUUCUAUGCUAAAAGUGGACUCCAAAGCAACCGUAGAAACUGGUAUUGCAAGCACAUCUCGUGACAUCAUACAAAGAGUAAGGAAAUGGUUUCAAACUUAUCGAAGAAAAUAGAGAAAUAGAUUGGUAAUAUAUCUAUCUCUAUAAUUGGUGGUUUUAAAAGUAUCAUGAGUCCUUAUGUUCAAUUCAUGUUCCACUGUACAUGUCUUGUGAUGUUGUAAAGAUCAUGGCUAUUUUGUAUACUUUUAUGCAAUCAGGUAUGUUUACAUGUAAGGUAAGCUUGAUGUUUAUAAUCAUGGAUUUAAAUUUAA